Molecule: messenger RNA, 2350 nt
Organism: Carassius auratus (goldfish)
Lineage: Eukaryota; Metazoa; Chordata; Actinopteri; Cypriniformes; Cyprinidae
Exons: 12
Coding region: 142-1419 (425 amino acids)
Biological process (GO): regulation of transcription by RNA polymerase II
Cellular component (GO): nucleus
Molecular function (GO): DNA-binding transcription factor activity; RNA polymerase II cis-regulatory region sequence-specific DNA binding
Source: RefSeq, a predicted model, not a curated record
GUUUACUCGUCUGCUGGCGUUUUUUGAAACAACGCUAAAUAAAACAAUCUAAUAUAACGAUAAAUAAAACCGUCUCUCUCUCCAUUAGACUAAUAUAGAAUCUGUAAGUUAGAUGAUUUGAAUGCUAAGGCUCCAAACACGAUGGUGUAUCAUUGUUGUGCAUAUAACUGUAAAAACACUGCGAGGAACAAGAGUCUCUCAUUCCACAAAUUCCCGCUGAAAGACCCCAACUUGCUGAAAAAAUGGCUUAACAAUUUAAGAUGGAAAGACUGGAAACCUGCUCCAAACAGUAAAAUCUGCUCGAUCCACUUUGAAAAGAAGUGUUUGAUUGAAGAUGGGAAGAGAGCAAGACUUCAUUCAUGGGCUGUGCCUACCCUCUUUUCCUUCCCAAAUCGAUAUCUAGAGAGAAAGGUUAAAAUCAAUCCUAGAAGCAAAAGAGCUUUGUUGAAGGGAAUUGUUGCUGACUCAAACUCAUCUGGUCAAGCAGCACCUGACGCGACAGCAGAAACUUCGCAGAAGUCUAACUCAGAAAAACCUGAGGACAGAACUACAGAGAGUUUACAGCCGAACAUAUCCAAAGGUAGUUCUAGCCAGAUGAGAACAGACCCAAAGAGCGUUUCCACACAGCAACCGACAGAACCGGAAAAAAGUCAACCGUGGACCAUCCUGGGUGAUGAAGCUCUCGACAGAAGCAUGACUAUACCCAGUUUCUUUCACAGUGGAUAUUGUUUGCCCGAUAACAUCCACUGGGCUGGAGAUGAUGAAUUAAAUAUUAUGCCGCAUGUGGCUUAUGGAGUUUUAGGACAAAUGAAGCCCCAUAUCAUCGAGGUUAAAGAGAGGUGGGAAUGGCUCGGGCUGGAUGUUAGAGGCCCGUUCUCUCCCACAGUAGACCAGCACACGCACAUCAUGACCCUGACUGACUACCAUUCCAAAUGGGUGGAAGCUUUCCCUCUGACUCAGAAUCUCAGUCAGGAUGUGGCCACGUGUCUCGCUGAAGUCAUCCAUCAGCAGGGAUAUCCUCUCGGAAUUCUCUCCCGGCUUCCCAAGCGGAUCCUCAUGGAAGUUAACCGUGAGUUGAAGAAACGCCUGAGGUUGAAUUCAAGCGCUUUAGUCAUACAUCACCGGCAAACUGGUUACAUGGACUUGGUCACCGAAUCACUUCUUAAUGAGAUGCUGGAUGAGCUGGUGAAGAAGCACGGCAGCAUCUGGCAUAUCCUCCUCCCUGCUGCCACUCUGCGCCUCUGCUGCACCAAUCACCCCACGACCAAAGAGAAACCCUUCACCCGCAUGUGUGCCAGUGACCCGCCGUUCUCAUCCGCACCCAGAGAACUCCCUUACAGUGCCACUGAUGUUCGCUUGAGUUCUUUUGUCAUCCCAACCACUGAUGCCAACAAUCUAGGAGCUGUGUCAGACAUUUAGGUGCACUCUCUGAAGGAUCAGAUUUUUUUCCCAGUAAAAAAAAACCCUUAACGUUUUGUCAUAUUUGCUUGACCUCAGCAUUUCACUUACACUUUGCAGUACUGGGCUUUUUUUUUUACCAAAAUAAGAUGAAAUAAGAGGGAGAGAGAAAAAAUACCCCAUUCAAAAGUUUACAUACACUUGAAAUGUAAUACUGGAUGAGACAGAGUGUUUUUUUUUUUUUUUGUCCUGAACAGUUAAACUGCCCGCUGUUCUUCUAUGAUUUUGAGAUCAAUUUUUUCACACUGAGGACAACUUUGGGUCUCAUACACAACUAUUACUAUUACAGAACAGUCAUUGAUGCUCCAGAAGGACACACGAUGCAUUAAGAGUGUAAACCUUUGAACAGAAUGAAGAAAGAAUGAAAUCUUCUGGAAUGGUUGCAUAUGAGUCCUUCAGUUGUCCUCGGUGUGAAAAGAUGGAUCUCAAAUUCAUACAGUCAUUGUUGGAAAGGGUUCAAAUAUGCAAAUGUUGCUGGAAAACCAACAAAUUUGUGGGACUGGAAGUAUUUUUCUGAAGAACAGUUUAACUAUUCAGGACAAACAAGGGACUCAUGAACAACUAUCACUAAAGAAAGAAUACACAACCUGUGGAUCAUUCAGGAAACAACACAAUAUUAAGAAUCUACAUUUUGAAUGGGGUCAUUUUUAUAAAUAAACUAUUAUUUUCUCUUGUGGAAUAUAUACACGUCUUUUAUUCAGGUCAGUAAUAAAUAAAAAAUAACAUGCAUUUUGUAUGAUCCCUCUUAUUUAAAAAAAAAAAUAAUCUGCAAAAUGUAUGUAAAAUUUUGACCACAAUUGUACAUAGACUGUAAAUAGAGAAGCAAAUUUGCACUGUUGUUCCACUGUUGCCUUGUACAAAUAGAAAUAAAAUCAUUUUUAAAACCAUAAAA